CACCCAAAUUUCAAGGAAUCGUUGAAGUUGGAAAAUAUCCUCGAGAUCAUUGAGUCUGGAAACGACCCCCGAGAUCAUCGAGUCCAACCUUUGAAGGUCACCAAAUCCAGGUUUUUUUAAAGGUCAUGAAAUCCAACUUUCAGGGGAUCAUCCAGUCCAAGCUUCGAGCCCCUUUCCGGGCAGGUCUCACCCCUGGUCCAUCCCAGUGGGAUGAGGACACGGAUAAGGCCCAAAUUCCCUCUUUCCCAUCCUGCUGUGGCUCAUCCCAGCCCCGAUGGAUCCAGCAGUGCCACGGAGUGAGAGUUCCGGAUCCAUGGCGUCACAGCUGGAAGGGGCCAUGGAGACCCUCAUCAACGUCUUCCACCACUACUCCGGGAAGGAGGGGGACAAGUACAAGCUGAGCAAGAAGGAGCUCAAGGAGCUGCUGCAGAGCGAGCUGGGAUGUUUCCUGGAGACCCAGAAGGACUCGGGGGCGGUGGAGAAGAUCAUGCAGGACCUGGAUGAGAACGGCGACGGCGAGGUGGAUUUCCAGGAGUUCGUGGUCCUGGUGGCCGCCCUGACCGUGGCCUGCAACACUUUCUUCUGGGAGAACGCCUGACCAACCCCCCCCUCACCACCCCCCACCCCGCAUUCCCAAAAUCCAGAGAGCUCCCCCCACCCCCUGACCCCUUCCACCCCCUCUCCGCUCCCCAGCAUUCCCAGGGGAUCCCGCUGGGAUCCAGCUCCACA
Messenger RNA from Myiozetetes cayanensis, 729 nucleotides. It is a transcript of the gene S100A1, whose product is annotated as S100 calcium binding protein A1. Gene Ontology annotation, molecular function: calcium ion binding; S100 protein binding. Gene Ontology annotation, cellular component: sarcoplasmic reticulum. The coding region runs from base 275 to 598 and encodes 107 amino acids. The transcript is spliced from 3 exons. Lineage: Eukaryota; Metazoa; Chordata; Aves; Passeriformes; Tyrannidae. The record is from RefSeq and is a predicted model, not a curated record.